Molecule: messenger RNA, 3977 nt
Organism: Acipenser ruthenus (sterlet)
Lineage: Eukaryota; Metazoa; Chordata; Actinopteri; Acipenseriformes; Acipenseridae
Product: sulfate anion transporter 1-like
Exons: 3
Coding region: 437-2566 (709 amino acids)
Biological process (GO): transmembrane transport
Cellular component (GO): membrane
Molecular function (GO): oxalate transmembrane transporter activity; bicarbonate transmembrane transporter activity; sulfate transmembrane transporter activity
Source: RefSeq, a predicted model, not a curated record
GCUACAGUAACUAGAGUAGCUGUCUGCUACACACACAAACUCAGCCCCUAACAAAUAAAAACACACACAUACAUAGCAUAUGCUCGGGUGGGAGAUUAUACAAUGACAUGAGCUAAACAGGACUGCACCCGAGGCAGUAGGGACAAAGAUACCCUGCUCUGCAUCUAAAACUGACAUUGAUUACAUCAGUAUCCACAGUAACCAAAUUAAAGGAAAAAAAAAAAAAGGCGGCCUAUCACUCCGACAGGAAAAUGAGGCCUAAGUCUAGCUGAAGGAUCCUCACACAGUAGGCUUUUGUGCUAUUGCAGUCUCUAACGAAAGCAGACAGCCACAGCUCUGAAGGUAUGGAACACACAGCAACAACAAAACCGAGUGCUUUCAUAGGAAGAGAAGCUGGUCUUAAUAAUAAAAAGGGGAGGCAACAUAGGAAAAGGAAAUGGAAGGCAGCACACUGGAGAACAUCUCCUAUUUACUGGAGAGAAGAGCACGCAAGCAGUGGAACCCCAAGGAGGUCCUCAAAGGCAAAUUGAGCAAAAGCUGCUCCUGCUCAGUGCAAAAACUGAAAAACUCAUUCAUUGGCUUCUUCCCCGUAGUACGGUGGCUGCCCAAGUAUAAACUUAAGGAACAUGUCUGGGGUGACAUCAUGUCAGGCCUCAUUGUCGGGAUUAUCCUGGUACCCCAAGCCAUUGCAUACUGCUUGCUGGCUGGCCUGCAGCCCAUCAACGGACUUUACACGUCUUUCUUUGCCAACAUCAUCUACUUCUUCAUGGGUACCUCCCGGCAUGUCUCCGUGGGAAUCUUCAGUCUGAUGAGCCUGAUGGUGGGACAAGUGGUGGAUCGGGAGGUGCAGCUUGCAGGAUUUGACAUGAGUGAUGACAGCCAGGUGGUUGCUAUGGGCCCUGAAGAUCUGUGGUACGGCAGUAACACUGCUAAUAUUACAAAGCUAAACUCAACUCUAGGAGCUUUCAAUAUGGAAUGUGGCAAGGAUUGUUAUGCUAUGAGCGUUGCAGCCGCCUUGACUUUCAUAGCUGGAGUUUAUCAGGUUCUGAUGGCAGUGUUUCAGUUGGGUUUUGUAUCAGUGUACCUGUCUGGACCAAUGCUGGAUGGCUUUGCCACAGGUGCUUCUCUCACAAUUCUAACUGUGCAAGUCAAAUACCUCCUGGGGAUCAAGAUCCCACGCACCCAGGGCUUUGGCACUCUUAUAAUCACCUGGAUCAACAUCUUCAAGAAUAUCCAGAACACCAACUCAUGUGAUGUCAUCACCAGUGCCAUCUGCAUCGCAGUCUUGGUGGCUGCCAAAGAGCUGGGCGACCGCUACAAAGACCGGCUAAAGAUCCCACUCCCCACCGAACUAGUCGUGGUUGUAACAGCAACCCUAGUUUCACAUUUUGCUGACCUUAAUGGAGUGUAUGGUUCUAGCAUCUCCGGGGCAAUUCCUACAGGUUUCAUCCAACCUCAGGUACCCAGUUUAGGAAUGAUGCCAAGGGUUGCCUUGGAUGCCAUACCUCUUGCAGUUAUCAGCUUUGCAUUCACAGUCUCCCUCGCUGAGAUGUUUGCCAAAAAGCACGGCUACACCGUCAGGCCAAACCAGGAGAUGCUGGCCAUCGGCUUCUGUAACAUCAUACCAUCCUUUUUUCACUGCUUCACCACCAGCGCAGCCCUUGCAAAAACAUUAGUCAAAGACUCCACAGGCUGCCAUACCCAAGUUUCCAGCUUGAUUAGCGCCUUUGUGGUUCUUCUCGUCUUGCUUUUCUUUGCCCCACUCUUCCACUCUUUGCAGAAGUGUGUCCUGGCCUGUAUCAUCAUUGUCAGCUUGAGGGGAGCCCUGCGCAAAUUCCGUAGUGUGCCCGGUCAGUGGCAGAUCAACAAGGUGGACACCUUGAUCUGGAUUGUGACCAUGCUGUCCUCAGCCUUGAUCAGCACUGAAAUGGGUCUGCUUGUAGGGGUGGUCUUCUCUAUACUUUGCGUGGUGGCUCGUACCCAGCUUCCCCAUGUGGCCGUUUUGGGCCAGAUUCAAGACUCUGUCUUCUAUGAAGACAGCAAAGAAUACAAGAAUCUCUCCACUGUCCCCAAAGUGAAGAUCUUCCGCUUCCAGGCACCCCUGUACUACGCCAACAAGGACUUUUUCCUGCGGUCUCUCUAUAAAACCUCAGGGCUUGAUCCAGUAUUAGAAGAGGCCAAGAGGAAGAAGGCAGAGAAGAAAGCCAAAGCAAAGGCUGCCAAACAGGCAAAAGAAAAUGGACAAGAAAAGUCCAAUGGAGACACUCCCCUGAUCUUGACUCCUGCUGGGCUCGACUUCCACACCAUUAUCUUAGACUGUUCUUCCAUUCAGUUCCUGGACACUGCAGGGCUUGUGACCCUGAAGGGAAUACUCAAAGACUAUAAAGAAAUUGGCAUCAGCAUCCUCCUAGCAUGCUGUAACACCUCUGUAAUUGAUUCACUAAAACAAGGCAGUUACUUUGGGACAUAUGAGAAGGACAUCAGUACCUUGCUGUUUUAUACAGUGCACAGUGCCGUUCAGUUUGCAGUAAGCAGGGAAGUUGCUAUCGGUGAUUCUGUGGUUUAGCAUUGCUUGAUUGGUAGUAAACAGCCUAAAAAUAGGUAGUAUUUCAGCCACAGGGAUCAACAGCUAUAAGCCAGUGAUGCCAAGCACCUCGGACUCAGGGUACAGGGUCAUAAAAGCUUUUAGGGCUGCAACGAAGUGUACAUUUUGACCAUCGAAGAUUCGGAAAACACAUAAUCAAAGGAAGGUUCGAACCUCCAAAGGUACUCAUUUGCAUAAUUUACUGGUGACGUCACCAUUGCUACUUGUUUAUAUUUGAUUGAAAAUCCUAUUUUAUGGGUAAUCCAUAUAAAUGGAAUAAAACAUUCACAUGUAGUUUAAAAAUAUGUUGUAUAGAACAGCAAUCACGUUUUUAUAAUUUCAAUAAAAACAAAAAUGCACGUUGUUUGUUUACACGUAAUUGAAGAUGUUUGUGAUGCAUACAGUAAGCUCGCAUUGCACAAUUGCAGCGAAUUUAGGCAAAACAAAGCUUUAUUUAACCGUCACCGUUCCAAGCAGGUUAUCAGUCUAAAUAUACUAAAAAUAUUAGUGUUAUCGUAUAUUUUGUAUGUUUCAAACAUAUUCUACCAUAGCACUUCUCUUACACUGUCUUGUACUACAUAUUUUACUGAAACACUACAACCGUACCUCCCCAGUGCUUUGGAUAAUAUACCCUGCUCCAUACACGGCAGUGGCACCAUAUAGAGUUGCUACGUAUAACAAUUUGGUAGUGGAUUUUAAUACAACAACUUUUGUUUAUGUAAUAUGCAUUAUACAAAUCAAAAGAUCAAAUUUUGCAUGCAAGUGGCAUUUAAUGUGUAAUUUAUAGUAUUCAUAUAUUGUCAAACAGUUUCUGUUAACAGGAAAAAACAAAACGAAACACAGUGCGUCAAUGGUGUCUGACGAACCUUCGAAGGUUUAAAACAAUCUUCGAAUCCCUGGCUAGCGAACAAACCUUCGGAAACAGCCCUAUGAUCUUUGCAAGCCGAAGCCUAGCAGCAAAGAAAACUUGCCCAUCAAGAUGACAGGAAAGAUUUCUUUCUGCCUGGCACACAAAGCUAAAUACACAACCCAGUGCAUUGUUUGAAUUACAAAACUGCAGACAGAAAUUCCUCACUGCCCCAUCAAUGCACUAUGGCCAUGCUAGUGUGGGACCACCCUCUUUUAUGGAUAUGGCAGCAGUGUGGAGUAGUGGUUAGGGCUCUGGACUCUUGACCGGAGGGUUGUGGGUUCAAUCCCCACUGCUGUUGUACCCUUGAGCAAGGUGCUUUCCCUAGAUUGCUCCAGUAAAAACCCAACUGUAUAAAUGGGUAAUUGUAUGUAAAAUAAUGUGAUAUCUGUAUAAUGUGAAAUAAUGUAUAAUGUGAUAUCUUGUAACAAUUGUAAGUCGCCCUGGAUAAGGGCGUCUGCUAAGAAAUAAAUAAUAAUAAUAAUA